This is a messenger RNA of Closterium sp. Naga37s-1, 1806 nucleotides long. The record is from the annotation of a GenBank genome assembly. NCBI's taxonomy places the organism in Eukaryota, Viridiplantae, Streptophyta, Zygnematophyceae, Desmidiales, Closteriaceae.
AUGAAGUGCCCCGCGUGCGGGUCGGAGUUUGCGCGAAUGCGCAUGAUCAAGGGGAAGCCCGCGCACAAGAUCGUCGGGGGGAAGCACUUGCAUCCUCAUGAUUGCUCUCCACAACUCACCUAUCUCACCUUCGUCAUCCCCCCCUCCCCCCUCUCCUCCCUGUCGCCAAUCCUUUCUCUCGAUUGCGCUGCGCCCCCAGCAACCAGCGCAUACCGCUCUGGUCCUCGGCCAGUCACUGCAAGGCUUCUCCCCCCUCGCUGCCGCUGCUGCUGUCACCAUCCUCUCCCUUUCCUCCCUGCCACUCUUCCCUCUUUCCCCCAUCUCCCCUCCCAGCAACCAGCGCACACCUCGCUGGUCCUCGGCCAGUCACUGCAAGGCUUCUCCCCCCUCGCUGCCGCUGCUGCUGUCACCACGCCACUCACCUCCUCCCCCUCCUGCUCGUACCCCUCCUCCGCCGCCUCACGCAGCAGCACCAGCAGCACCAGCGGUACCAGCAGCAGCAGCAAGGGCAACAAGGCGGGGGAGUGGCGUGUGUGGCGGUACCUCCGCCACCGAUGGCGCUGGCUCUCCGCCUCCUCCUCUCUCCCCUCCUCCUCCCUCUCCUCGUCCCACCAUGGGCAAGCGCGUGGCAGCAGCAGUUUUGGGCUUCAUUUUGGGUUGGGUGGUGCGUCACUUGGAACCAGCAGUAGUGGCUUUGGUAGGGCAGGGAGGGGGGUGGUGGUGGAAGGAAGGAGAAGGCGCGUGCGGCGGUGGGUGGUUGUGCUGGCGGCAACGGUGCUACUGGUAGUGCUAGCAGGUGCUGCGGCUGUGGGUGUGCGGCGUGCUGCCUCAUUGAUCCCCGCUCAUGAUAGCCAGGCCAUGAGUGGUCAAAAUACAGGUACAGUCACAGCCAGCAACAGGCUUCCAGGCUUCACAUCCCAUGUGGAUUCUACUGCCAAGCACUCGGGGAGCAGCAGCAGCAGCAGUGGCAGCGUGAAUAAAAGCCAUGGAGUGGCGAUUGAUCGAGGGAUAGAGGAGGAGGGGUCGAUGCUGGGUUUGGCUGUAGACUGGAGCGAGGAGGAGCGGGGGAGGAUGGAGAGCAGAGGAAGGGUAGGAGCGGGGACAAGAGGGGAGGAUAGAGGGGAGGAGAGAGGGGAGGAUACAGGGGAGUUUUGGGUGAGGCGGCGGGUGGGGGGAGUGAGAAGAUCUGGGAAGAGAGUGGGUAAGGAGCAUGUGGUGAGAGGGAGGAGGAGAGCGGGCGGCAGAGGGAAGGACGGAGGGGUGAGCGGUAGGGGGUUGCAGGAAAGGAGGAGGAAGCGAAGAAGAGGGAGAGGAGGGGGUGGGGAAGGGAAAGAGGGAGGGAGAGUGAGGGAGUGUGAGGGGGUGAUGGUGGGGGAGUGGCCAGGAGUAGAUGGGUUGGCAGCAGUGGGGGCACUCAUGGCUGUGCGGGGGAGGCGAGUGAGGGAGGGGAGGGGAGGGGAGAGGGGCGGGGCGGAGAGUGAGAGCAGUGGUGGUGCCGGUGUUGGGGGUCAGAGCAGCAACAGCAGUGGUGUUCCUUCCCUUGGUUCCUUUGCCGUGGUGGGUCCUCACCUCUCCCAUGCGCCCUUUGCGCCUCACAUCUCCACCCCUCUGCACCUUCCUUCGCCCCUCCCCCAAUACCAUCCUCCCCACCCAUUCCCACUCCCAAUCAGUUCCUGUGCCGUGGUGGGUCCUCACCUCUCCCAUGCACCCUCCGCGCCUCACUUUGGGGCAGCCAUUGACUCCCACUCCCUCGUGCUGCGCAUGGGGCAGCUCACCCCGCCCACCCGCCUGCAGGUCUAUGUGUGA